UUCCCUGUUGCUGCAUGAAGUAGCACUUCGGCUUGUUCCGGGUUAAUUGUGCUCUCUUUUUUUCACCUCUCGGUUUGUUUUUGUUGCUUUUUUUGUAUUUCACAAUGUCUCUCUUAUUAGAGAAUCAGUUCCCCGAGCUGCCUAAUCUUAAUGAAAUCGGUACAAAGUCGUUUUUGGAGUCGGUGUCCCAUCUUCCGCCUUUCUUCGAUUGUCUUGGCUCAAAGGUUUUUGCUCCCAUCAAAGCCGACAUAAACGGAAACAUCACAAAAAUCCGAGCUGUAUACGACACCGAUCCAGUGAAGUACGAGACACUUCAGAAGAUCCUGGAAGCUGAGAAAGGCACGUACGGGUCCGAGUGGCCGAAAGUAGGGGCCACGUUAGCACUGAUGUGGUUAAAAAGAGGCCUGCGCUUUAUUCAGAUCCUGCUGCAAAGUUUGGCAGAUGGCGAGCAAGAUGAGAACAAUCCCAACCUCAUCCGCGUCAAUAUCACUAAAGCCUACGAACAGGCGCUGAAGAAAUACCACGGCUGGAUAGUGCAGAAGAUUUUUAAGGCUGCACUUCUGGCUGCACCAUACAGGUCAGACUUCCUGAAGGCUCUGUCUAAAGGUCAGGUGGUGGCUGAGGAAGACUGCCUGGCGAACAUCAGGCAGUUCUUGGUGAACUUUACCACCACCGUAGAUGCCAUUUACGAGCUGUACACAGUGACGAAUGCUGAGCUGGACUACACAGUUUAAAGGGUUGCGCUUCACUGCUUUUCUCAGGUCAGACAGCAUUCCACUGGAAACGAUCAGUACUCCAAAUCAGUGCUACUCAUUUUAUUUGGAUUUUUUGUUUUGCUGUGAGAUAAAUUUCUAUCUUAGCACGGAUUAUGCAGGAAAAACAAACAACCGGAAGUGCAUUCACAUACAGGAUUUCUGACCGAAGACUUCCUGUGAUGUUUAAAGACUGCUGUAUAAAAAAAAAAAAAAAAAUCCUGCAAAUCUAGGCGAAAUCCCAAAUGACAGAAGCGUCAUUGCGUUUACUCCGACCUGAAAAAAAGCCAAUAACUCUCCUACUGACUGAUUACAUACAUAGCACAUGACAGAUACACAGAAUACAUGAUACAAAAGAGUAUUCUUAAAUACUACUGACAUCUACUGAAGAGGAACUAAUUAUAUAACACAUUUCAUACAAAUGUAACCUUUUUUAUAAAGGGAGGAAUAAAUAAGAAUGAGUGAAUAGGACUGAACCAAACAAAAUAAAAAAUAAAUGUGUAUUUAAAUUAAACAUUAAGGAGUUACAAAUUUCUCAGAGAGUUCCAGAGCUUUUGUAACUUUAACACGUCAUGCAUUUCAUAUUCUCAUAUUCAGUUUGACAUUGUGUUGUAAUCGAGGUAUGAAGAUAUUAUUAGCUUUAAAACAGGUUAAAGAGUUUUAAAAUCUGUUCUUUGUAACGUUUGGCAUUGUCGUAAUUGCGUUGCUGUAAUUUACUUGAAAGAAAUACAGCUACUAAACAGUAGGUCUUAUUUUUUCGUGAUGGGAUGUUUAUUAGUUUCUCCUUUGCACUAUACAUAUAAAUAUUUCACUUUUGUCUUCGUUUGUCUUUUUUUUUUUUUUUAACAAUUCAUAUGCAUUGAGAAGUGGCUCAGAACAAAUCAGUAAUUUACCUUGUCUAUGAUAAUAUUUACUGAAAUGCAAAGAAGACUAACAGUGAGUAAUUUUUAUAUAUAAAGCAAUUUGUAGUUUAGCUACAUCAUUGAUGUUACUGUUCAUGCAAAGACUGACUCGUUAACUGAUACCAUACAUUCAGAGUCCUACACGCAGACAGGUUUUACAGCACAAAACCGAUGACCAGGUUGCGGACUGUCUGAUUAUCGUGCUGGUCUGCAUUUUGAUGACGUACUUGCAUACAUUUACACUCUCAGGGUGUACAGUUUAUUAUUGUACAUACUGUUCUGUAUAUUAUUGAACAAAGGAAGCAAUCUUAGAAAUCACUGUGUGGAUGUCAGUUAAUGUAGAUUUAAGUUUGAUUCUUAGAAUAAUCAUUUAUUACUGUUACGUCUGUGAGGUCAGCAAGAUGUUGAAUCUGUGUAAGGAAAUGCAGAAAGAAAGGGUUUAUGGCUUUCCUGCGUUACAAAACCUCACUCUGAAGUUUGUGUGUAAUGCUAUGUGUGUGUGUGUGUGUGAGUAUGUGUGUUUUUGAAUGAGAUAUAAUGAAUUAUUCUCAUACCAAUUAUAUUGGUACACUGACAUAUAUUUUUAAUUUAUUGGUACACUGAUGCGUGUAUUAUAACUUGUUGUUAUUAAAACCUGAAAUAAAGAGUGCCUUUCUUGUA
Tachysurus vachellii is the source of this 2314-nucleotide messenger RNA. Its product is annotated as glycolipid transfer protein-like. The transcript is spliced from 5 exons. Bases 105 to 734 code for a protein of 209 amino acids. Gene Ontology annotation, biological process: intermembrane lipid transfer; ceramide transport. Lineage: Eukaryota; Metazoa; Chordata; Actinopteri; Siluriformes; Bagridae. Gene Ontology annotation, molecular function: ceramide 1-phosphate transfer activity; ceramide 1-phosphate binding. Gene Ontology annotation, cellular component: cytosol; membrane; cytoplasm. The record is from RefSeq and is a predicted model, not a curated record.